GCUACAGUUGCCCUACCGUCCCAUGUCUGCCGGCCCCGUACUGCAUCGCUCACCCCACUAUUACCAUCAUCCAGCGUCAUAUCCACAUCCGCAUCCGCAUCCACCACCAAAUCAUCAUUCAUCAUUGCGUCAUUUGGGAAGUGGCUCAGCUGCGUCGGCGCAACGGGAGAGGGAGCGGGAGGCACGUUGCGCCGCAGCCGUAGCCGCAGCUAAUACAAAAACGAUCGGCACCAAUACGCCUAGCAAAAUGGCAUUGCAACAGCAGCAACAACAACAGCAUGCAUCAUCGUUGGACAUAAACAAUCAAUCAAAUCAGAAAAAAGCAUACGCCACGGGCGAUAGUAACAACCAACCAAAUGACAAUCAGCAUCAGGAAUACGGCUGUGAUGACCAUAGGUCCCGUCGAGGCAGUGAAACUCAAAUACCACACUCGGAAUACGAACAAGAUGCGCACUUUAAUAAACACUUUUAUCCCUUGAAAAAAAUGUUUGAAUGUUCAAAAUUUAUGAAUCUUAAAUGA
Molecule: messenger RNA, 520 nt
Organism: Rhagoletis zephyria (snowberry fruit fly)
Lineage: Eukaryota; Metazoa; Arthropoda; Insecta; Diptera; Tephritidae
Source: RefSeq, a predicted model, not a curated record